GUUGGCCACUAGCGACUACUUGACGAGGUUGGCUGCUCCUCCCUUGGACUUCGCUGUGGUGUCUCCCUGCUGUGUGUGUCCUGAGUGGGACAGAAUUUUGGAACUUCAUCAUUCCCUUAGAGCUAAAGCCGAGUACUGAAAGGGAGAAAAUAUACUAAGUAUCUCCUCUCCCGUGUGUGUUGUUCUUCCCUCAGAUAAUGGUGAGAGCGUGUGAAGUUACCAGGAGGAGCUAACAGCCUAACAUGGAUAUAGAGGAGCGUGAGGGAAAGCACGAGGUGGAGGGGUUCGACGUCAUUGGUGUGGGGAGUGAUGAUGUUAAGCCUUCUAUUAGGGACCAGAUUUUGACUCUCUACAAACAAGGUGAUGCCGCUGCCUUGUUGACCUUCAUCACAGAAUUUUCUGAUAAUGGAGAGGAGAAUGGGACAACACCCUGGGAUCCUCUACUCCUGUGGGUGCGGCCCCAGGCUUGCUGUCUUCAAGUCCUGGCCGCUCACACAAGGGACACUAACCUCUCUGCCCUGGCCUCCGUAGGCUGCGGCACUGGCUUACUGGAGUGGCUCAUCCAAGCAACAACAGGUCUGUCAGUCAUAGGGUAUGAGGUGAAUGGUGAGUGGUGGAGGUCAAGAUAUG
Homarus americanus (American lobster) is the source of this 630-nucleotide messenger RNA. RefSeq lists its product as uncharacterized. The record is from RefSeq and is a predicted model, not a curated record. NCBI's taxonomy places the organism in Eukaryota, Metazoa, Arthropoda, Malacostraca, Decapoda, Nephropidae.